This is a messenger RNA of Neltuma alba, 5036 nucleotides long. RefSeq names its product ABC transporter C family member 10. The transcript has 13 exons. Gene Ontology annotation, biological process: transmembrane transport. NCBI's taxonomy places the organism in Eukaryota, Viridiplantae, Streptophyta, Magnoliopsida, Fabales, Fabaceae. Gene Ontology annotation, cellular component: membrane. Gene Ontology annotation, molecular function: ATP binding; ABC-type transporter activity; ATP hydrolysis activity. The coding region runs from base 379 to 4818 and encodes 1479 amino acids. The record is from RefSeq and is a predicted model, not a curated record.
CUCUUCCCUUUCUCUCUGUAUUGAAUUCACCUGACCUUAAACACAGCAUUAUGCUUUUUCUUUCGUAAGCGAAGCAAAAAGAGAUCUUUAGGUUCAGUUUCUGCUGCGGAAAAAUUCCAUAUUCAUACAUAAGAGAAACUGAGAAGAAGCAACCUGGAAUCAUCCUCUUUCUUUGACCUGGCUUUAUAAAAGUCGCAAAAGGCUGGCGAUUUAGUGUUCUUCUAUAACUCUUUGGUUUCUGGGCUUGCCUUAACGUUGGUCAUGACUAGUAGAAAUUUGCAGUAGUUAUCAGAGCCGAGAUAUAUAUGUCGGUGUUGCUGUUCGAAACCUUAAUUUUGGACUAAACUUUGACGGUGAUAAUACGUGCGGAGGGAGAAGAUGGAGGAAUUUUGGAGAGUCUUUUGUGAAGAAUCAAGUUGUUCAGAAAGAGGGGGAAUACAUUGCAGUUAUGAUUUUGAACUUCUCAAAGAUCCUUCAACGUGCAUGAACCAUUUGAUGGUCAUCUGCCUCAAUGUGUUACUGCUGAUUUUGCUUUUAUUAACGGUAACACUUAAGUCCUCAACCAAGACAUUUCAUGGUUCUGUCCAAGCACAAAGGUUCUCAAGUUUGCAGGUAGCUUCUGCAAUAGUGAGUGGCUGUCUUGGGUUAAUUCAUUUGUGCUUAGGCAUUUGGAUCUUAGAGGAGAAAUUGAGGAAAACUCACACUGCUUUUCCUAGCCAUUGGUGGAUUCUAGAGAUUUCUCAAGGGAUCACAUGGUUGUGUGUGGGUUUGACAAUAAGUCUCAAGCUGACCAAACUUUCAAAACUAUGGUCAAGACUAGUAUCUAUUCUGCUCCUCUUAAUUUCUGGUAUUUUUUGUGUUAUUUCCAUUUGCUUUGUCAUUGGUGGAAGAGAAGUGUCCCUAAAGAUAGCUUUAGAUGUUUUACCGGUUCCUGGAGCAAUUUUGUUGGUCAUAUGCUCAUAUAAGGGACGUCCGUUUGUUGAGAGAAAUAUCGAUGGAAGCCUUUAUGCUCCUUUAAAUGGUGAGUCCACUGACAUUGAUAAAACUAGUUCUGCCGACCAUGUAACCCCAUUUGCAAAAGCUGGAUUCUUUAGCAAAAUGUCAUUUUGGUGGUUGAAUCCACUGAUGAAAAUGGGCAAGGAGAAAGCUAUCCAGGAGGAAGAUAUCCCGAAGUUGCGAGAGGAAGAUCAAGCUGAAAGCUGUUAUUUGGUGUUUCUUGAUCAGUUGAAUAGGCAAAAACAGAAAGAACCAUCUUCACAAUCAUCCAUUUUCUGGACAAUAAUUCUGUGCCACUGGAAAGAUAUCUUCAUAUCUGGAAUUUUUGCAUUGCUUAAGGUACUCACUAUCUCAGCUGGUCCACUGCUUCUAAAUUCCUUUAUAUUGGUUGCUGAGGGUAAAGAAAGUUUCAAAUAUGAAGGAUACAUACUGGCCAUAACGCUUUUCUUCACAAAGAUCUUAGAAUCAGUAUCACAAAGGCAGUGGUACUUCCGAAGCAGGCUCAUUGGUUUACGAGUUAGAUCACUGCUUAGUGCAGCCAUUUAUAAAAAGCAAUUGAGGCUAUGUAAUGCUUCAAGGCUGAUGCACUCAGGUGGGGAGAUUAUGAACUAUGUAACCGUAGAUGCUUAUAGAAUUGGAGAAUUUCCCUUUUGGUUUCACCAGACUUGGACAACAAGUGUUCAAUUAUGUAUUGCAAUAGUAAUUCUUUUUAAUGCUGUGGGGCUAGCAACCAUUGCUUCUUUGGUGGUCAUAGUUCUCACUGUUCUUUGCAAUACUCCACUAGCAAAGCUACAACAUACGUUUCAGACCAAACUUAUGGUGGCACAAGACGAGAGAUUGAAGGCUAGUUCUGAGGCUCUUGUGAAUAUGAAAGUACUGAAGCUCUAUGCAUGGGAAACCCACUUUAAGAAAGCUAUUGAAAGCUUGAGGAAAGUUGAGCUCAAGUUUUUAACUUCUGUGCAGUUAAGAAGGGCAUACAACACCUUUCUCUUUUGGUCUUCACCUGUUUUGGUCUCUGCUGCUACUUUUGGGGCAUGUUACUUCCUAAAAGUUCCUUUACAUGCGAAUAACGUCUUCACUUUUGUUGCAACUCUACGCCUUGUUCAAGAUCCGAUCAGAACAAUCCCCGAUGUUAUUGGGGUGGUCAUUCAAGCUAAAGUAGCAUUUGCUCGGAUUGUGAAAUUCCUCGAGGCACCAGAAUUGCAGAGCGCAAAUGCCAGAAAGAAGAGCUUAAAUGGCUGUCUUAAUGGCUCUAUUCGCAUCAAUUCUGCGAACUUCUCAUGGGAAGAUAAUGAUUCAAAGCCCACCUUGAGAAACAUAAAUCUUGAUGUUAAACCUGGGCAAAAGGUGGCUAUUUGUGGAGAAGUUGGCUCUGGCAAGUCAACCUUAUUGGCUUCAAUUCUUGGAGAAGUUCCCAAAACUCAUGGAACUAUUGAAGUCCAUGGGAAGUUUGCUUAUGUUUCUCAAACAGCAUGGAUUCAAACAGGCACAAUAAGGGAUAAUAUAUUGUUUGGCUCAGCCAUGGAUGCUCAAAGGUAUCAAGAAACGCUUGAGAGGUCAUCAUUAGUGAAAGAUCUUGCCUUGUUUCCAUAUGGUGAUCUCACAGAAAUAGGGGAGAGAGGUGUGAACCUUAGUGGAGGUCAAAAACAACGAAUUCAACUCGCUCGCGCUCUUUAUCAGAAUGCCGAUAUAUAUCUGUUGGAUGAUCCAUUCAGUGCUGUUGAUGCACAUACAGCCUCAAAUUUGUUUAGUGAAUAUGUCAUGGAAGCACUUAGAGAAAAGACUGUCAUGCUUGUGACUCAUCAAGUUGACUUCCUUCCAGCAUUUGAUUCUAUUUUGCUCAUGUGUGAUGGGGAAAUUCUAGAAGCUUCCUCUUAUCAGUAUCUUCUAUCUUCAAGCCAAGAUUUUCAAAACCUUGUUAAUGCUCACAAGGAAACUGCUGGUUCUGAAAGGCUUCCUGAUGUUACUUCUCAUACACAUGCAAAUCCCACCAAGGAGAUUAUCAAGUCAUAUUCAGAGAAGCAGUUUAAGGAUACAAAAGGUGACCAAUUGAUUAAGCAAGAAGAAAGAGAAAUUGGAGACACAGGGCUAAAGCCUUACUUGCAAUAUCUGAAUCAAAACAAGGGUUAUUUGUACUUCUCUAUUUCUGCACUUAUGCACCUUGCAUUUGUGAUUGGUCAAGUACUACAGAACUCAUGGAUGGCUGCUAAUGUUGACAAUCCUCACGUUAGCACGUUGAAAUUGAUAGCGGUCUACUUGUUCAUUGGAGUUGUUUCAACCCUUUUCUUGCUAGUUAGAACUCUGGGGAUUGUUGCUUUAGGCAUUCAAUCGUCAAAGUCUUUGUUUUCACAGCUGCUGGACUCACUUAUCCAUGCGCCUAUGUCAUUUUACGACUCCACACCUUUGGGAAGGAUACUUAGUAGGGUCUCAUCCGAUUUGAGCAUCGUCGAUCUUGAUGUUCCAUUCAACCUCAUGUUUGCCGUUGGAGCCACCACAAAUUGUUAUGCUAACCUUGUUGUUCUGGCGGUUGUUACCUGGCAAGUCUUGUUUGUCUCUAUACCAAUGGUUUAUGUAGCAAUUUGUCUGCAGAGAUACUACUUUGCCUCUGCAAAAGAGUUGAUGCGAUUGAAUGGCACAACAAAGUCCUAUGUAGCCAAUCAUCUGGCAGAAUCUGUUGCUGGUGCUAUGACAAUAAGGGCUUUUGAGGAGGAAGAUCGUUUCUUCGCCAAGAAUCUUCAUUUAAUCGAUGUCAAUGCCUCCCCUUUCUUCCAUAACUUUACAGCAAAUGAGUGGUUGAUUCAACGGUUGGAAACAGUUAGUGCUUGUGUUCUUGUCGCCGCAGCACUUUGCAUGGUACUACUUCCACCUGGGACUUUCUCCUCUGGAUUUAUUGGCAUGGCCAUUUCUUAUGGGCUUUCAUUAAAUGCAUCCCUUGUGUUCUCAAUUCAGAACCAAUGCACAACAGCAAACUAUAUAAUAUCAGUAGAAAGGUUGAAUCAAUACAUGCAUUUACCAAGUGAAGCUCCAGAAGUCAUAGAAGAAAAUCGUCCUCCUGCAAAUUGGCCUGUGGUUGGAAAAGUAGAAAUAAAUAAUCUGCAGAUAAGGUAUAGGCCUGAUACACCUCUUGUACUGCGAGGAAUCUCAUGCACAUUUGAAGGAGGGCACAAGAUUGGCAUUGUUGGGAGGACAGGUAGUGGAAAGUCCACUCUCAUAGGCGCUUUGUUUCGCCUCGUGGAGCCAGCUGGUGGAAAGAUCAUUGUCGAUAGCAUAGACAUUUGUAGUAUUGGCCUCCAUGAUUUGAGAUCGCGUUUCGGUGUCAUACCUCAGGAUCCUACUCUUUUUAAUGGCACAGUUAGAUAUAACUUGGACCCUUUGUCUCAACACUCUGAUCAAGAGAUAUGGGAGGUUCUUGGAAAAUGUCAAUUGCGAGAGGCAGUUCAAGAGAAAGAAGGCGGCUUAGACUCUUCAGUUGUGGAAGAUGGAUCAAACUGGAGCAUGGGACAGAGGCAGCUAUUCUGCUUGGGACGAGCUCUUCUAAGGAGAAGUCGGAUUUUGGUGCUCGAUGAAGCAACUGCAUCAAUCGAUAAUGCCACCGAUUUGAUUCUGCAGAAAACUAUAAGGAGUGAGUUUGCAGAUUGCACUGUGAUCACAGUAGCUCACAGGAUACCAACAGUGAUGGAUUGCACUAAAGUUCUUUCCAUAAGCGAUGGAAAGUUGGUGGAAUAUGAUGAGCCAAUGAAGUUGAUGAAGAGGGAAGAUUCUUUGUUUGGGCAGCUUGUGAAGGAAUAUUGGUCUCAUCUUCAUUCUGCAGAAUCAUGUUGAUCUAUUAAACCAAAAGCCAUGUCUGAUAAGCAGCUUAUCAGGGAGUGGUAAUGGAAUGAAAUAAUGGGGAAUUAGUUUCAGUAGCAAAUGCGAUAUUAACUUUUGCCAUUUAAUGAUUAGAUAAGAGUAAAUUUUCAACAUCAAUCCAUUAAUGUCUUGAUACAGUUUCAUGGAUAUAAAGUAUCAAAAAAUUAAAGUGCCUGUUUGCUUACUGGAAA